This is a messenger RNA of Dreissena polymorpha, 4698 nucleotides long. RefSeq lists its product as uncharacterized. Bases 1387 to 3729 code for a protein of 780 amino acids. Gene Ontology annotation, molecular function: protein binding. The transcript is spliced from 3 exons. Lineage: Eukaryota; Metazoa; Mollusca; Bivalvia; Myida; Dreissenidae. The record is from RefSeq and is a predicted model, not a curated record.
GCGUUCGAAAAGUCAUCAAGUUUAGUUCAGCGCGCUAUAUAAUUCCAAUUUAAUUUCAGUUUUAUCAUUCUAUGUUGGUUUUUACACCAGGAAAACAUAACAUUAAUUAGAUAAAAAAUAUGGCUUGUAUAAGCGCAAUGUUACAAGCCGGUCGGUCAUUUAAACGUGAAAAUUAAUCCGUUUUACAGUUCACAUUAUUAUUUUACGAUGUACGAUUUCCGAAUUGUACUUUUUCAAUGAUUUUUUUUAAUUUGUUUUGUUUGAUAUUUUAUUGUUGAUCGAUUUCAAUUAAAUGUACUUGGGUUAGAAGAUAUGUAUUGACUUAGUCUGAGUCCAAAUUAAACAUAAUCCGUGCACAAAUAAGGAAGCUAUAUGGAUUUGACUACGUGUUGCCUUAGACAAGUCUCCAAGCGUACCACAGUAACUGUAAAUGGUCACCGGCCAUGCCCGUAAAAAAUACGUGUAAUUCAUAUUUUGAUGUUGGUUUCUGUUAGGUUUGGUUGAUGAUAAAGAAAUGCGUUGGUCAUUAGUAUUGAUACUGUGUAGUGUUAUGAUAGUGUUGGCAGAAAUAAAUAGUAUUACGUUAUACUAGACAGAAGUAAAAAGUAUUUAAAUAAUUUCUUAAACUAAGCGUUUAAUAGUAUAGAAUGACAAACCUUGCCAAAAUAGGUCAGAGAUGUUAAUUUGUGUUGCAUUUCAACUAAAGAAUUCAUUUAGUAAAUACAUUAUACAGAUAAAUACACGUUGAUAGCUAAAGUAGUACUGAUUUUAAACAUGGACACUACUGAGCCAUUAUAAAACUUUAUUUAGUUGAUUAAAACUAUGUCUAGCAUCGACCGCUAGUAAACUAAAUUGCAAAACAAUCAUUUCACUAUAAGAAGCGCGAACAAAUAAUCGGAUUUCAAGUGACCGAUCAAUUUUGGGCAACAUCAUUUUUCAUUUCGAACACAUUCAAUAUCGCAGAAUUACAUGGUAUAAUGUUUAAUUGCUAAAAUGUAUGAAUAUAAAAUAGGAAACUUCUAAAUAUUAAUCAAUUAGAUAAUAUUUUGCAUUUUAUACAACCCGUAUAUAAUAUGUAUUUACAUCAGCACAUUUCCUUUAUAAUACCGCCGUGAAGGUAUGCUAUGAUUUGAGCAGUUUGCACGAUUACAACAUGCAAACGUAAAGCGAAAUAACAACAAACUUAGCCUGUAACCAAACAAUCCACGUCCGAAUAGGGGUCCGGAGAGGGUUAAACUCAGAAUGGAUUAUCUAUUACACGUAUUUUGCGUACAUAUCUAGGUAUCUAUUAUUUUUAAACUGUAACAUUUUGUUUUAAAACAAAAUAUUGCUUUGUACCCCCAUUUCAUCCUAAUUCCUAGGUACGUGAAACUCUUAAUUAAAAGUAUGAACCUUUUUUCAGAAAAUAAUAUUAUUGAUGUUAGAAAGUUGCAAAUGAUGAAAGAAGGACAGGAUGCGAUAAAAACGACUGAUGGAAUACCACUGGUUAUACAGUCCGUGCAUCGGGAGCCAGGGACGAGGAACACAGUUCGUGUUUCAUAUUCGAAGACCAAUAAUGUCACGAGAGCUGGCACUAGCGUGGAUCCUCCGAACAAUGGACAUGGUCAACACCAUACUACAAACAUGGAGAUUCCCGAGCACUUAGCAGACAUGUCAAUCCGGUUGUCAGGUGCACUUGAUGAAAUUGGAGCUGAUAAAAACACUGUUCUGAAGAGAAGAGGAAUUUUUAUGUGGAGAGAGCGCAUGGAGACGAUAACUGGGCAUCUUAUGGGAGAGGAUAUGAAAUGUUUUCAUUUCGGGAGCCAGUCGGAGGGAACAACCACGCCUGGUCUACAGUCCGAUAUUGAUCUACUUAAAAGUUUCAACGAUAUCAAUAUAAUGAGAUAUGUGGCAGACUGGGAAGAAGGGAUGCAUAACUUGCUUAUGCUUCACGACAACAUCACUCCUCCUCAACAAUACUUGUUGCAACUUUUUAGAAAUGACAGACCGGAACCGGUGAAUGGUGUGUACCAAUACGAGUUCGUACGAAAAGAAUCUGGACAGAUACUACUCAGCUCUGAACGAUACAAACAUUCAUUUGAACUAUGGCAUCAAGAACAAGGAGUGGCAACCCUCAGUGGCCCAUCUGUGAGUUUUAUUCGCAACUGGGAUAUUGUACAUGGUUUUCACGUUUGUAAACCUCUUCCUGAAAUACAACACUGGAUAGACAGGUGUAGAGGUAGAUACUGGCCCUCUACCCAGCUACUGGACGCUGCAAGUGCAGCUCCGUGUUUCAUGGUGCCUGCAGGGCAUCCAGACAGUGAUUAUAGGCGCGAAGAAUGGCGACUGUCCCCAAAUCUUAUCGAAAGAAUGCUGAUGUUUAGCUUUAACAUAAUACAAAUAAAAUGCUAUAUUGUUUUAAAAUUAAUAAAAAAAUAUGUAUUCUCUAAAAUUGUGGAUGAUUCUUUCACAAGUUUUCACUGUAAAACUAUCAUGUUUUACACCAUAGAAAGAAUUAACCAAUCCUUCUGGAUGGAACAUAAUCUUGUAUUUCUAAUUCUACAAUGUUUGGAAACAUUGAAAAAGUUUCUGCGUUUGGGUAUAAUGCCGCAUUAUAUUUUACACGGAGUUAAUUUGUUCGACGGAAAGCUCUCAAGAAAAAGUCAAAGACACUUAUUAGAGAAUACGGACUCGUUGAUAAGGACCAAUUUACAAGAGCUAUUUCAUAUUGAUGCAGACAAUUUGAGAUGUCGGUUGCUAUCAUGUAGAAUAUGUAAAAUGGGUCAAUUAGGGAGAAUUGAACGUGUGUGCUUAAGUAAUAGCAUCAGUUUACUGCUGAAGUUCGAGUGUUUGGCGUGGUUUAUUCAGCAGAUUCGGAUCCCAAAAUCAAAGCGGACUAUUGUUUAUCGACUUCUUACUGUUGCUACCUUCUGCAAGAAUGUCAGAUUCAAAUCCGUGGCUAUAGAAAUUGCAACACACCUUUUUGCAUUACAAAAUUCCGUGUCAGCAUCAAAUUGUUUGUCGUCAGGGAACGUUGGGAUCAGCGACAUUAUAGCACGUUUCCGACAUUCGUUUAACACAGAUGUAGCCUCUUCUCGCCUCAAACUAGCUUCUGUGCUAUAUUGUGGUGGACAUCUUCAUUCGGCAGUAAGAGUGUUAGAAGACGUAGAGAGGAGAUAUCACAGCGAGGUCAAGGCAGUGUGCGGACACAGGGUGCGUAUAGGGGACCGUGAUCUUAAGGUGUUUGCCAACAAGAGUUCAUGUUACACUGAUGUUGGUUUUAGUGACCCACCAUUUGCAUACUGUGUAAAGUUUGGUAGAUAUGAAAUAAACUGUGCCCCAUUCAUACUAUGGUUUGAAAUGAAUCGUGGCACGACUGAAGAUGAACUAGCUAAUAGAUCUGUAAAUCAGAAAGAAUGGAUGUUUAGCGCCGAAGUUGAUGCCCGUCCGUUCAUUUACUAUCUACAGUAUCUCACAUAUGGAGGACUCGGUGAACCUGAAAAACAAGAACAUGCAAUGGUAAAUCUCCAUGCGUAUGUGUGUGGACAAAGAAACUUGAUCAACCUGUAUCACUCAGAGACUGAUGCUAACAUGCUUGGCCACUGCUAUGAAAUGGAAGGAGAAUACGAGAUGGCGUUAGAAUGCUAUAGUCAAUCGUUGAGACAAAUCGAGACAAAUAAUGCUGCUAAGUAUCACGUCGAUCGUAUUCAAAGAUUAUUAAUUGUUAAUGUUGAUGAAAUAGCUUCAUAGCAAAUUGUACAAUGUUUUAUUGAAGAUCAAAUAUACAUGUAGCUAACAUAGUGAUGAACUAUAUACGACCAAUGAUAUUGGUCUAUAUCAUUGCAUAGUUAGCACAUAUGAAUGGAAUAUGUAUUUACACGUUUGCAAUUUAUUAAAACUAAAAAAUGCAAUAUAUUCCUAACGAAAUGAUCAAAUCGAUUAGGAUACAUUUAUUGAUACAUGCUUGGUUGAGAUAAUCUAAGCAUGAAUUUUACAAUUAUGUUAUUGUAUUCAAUGUAUAUGUUCCGUAUUCGUGAUAGGUGUCAUAUUAAUCAGCAGAAUAUAAUUUUUUACCAGAUUGCAUAUUAUAUAUGAUAUAUAAAUAUAUAAAAUAAAAAGACAUAAAAGUUUCAAUUUCUUGAGACUGGUAGCUUUUGACAUUAUCUCUGUAUCAUGGAUUUUAACAUGAUAUUGAUCUUAGAGUGUAAUUAAGAACUAGUGACUAUUCCUCAAAGUUCUUCGUUUCUGCUGCUUUCCUUUCGCAUUACCUAAACAACUCGACUAAUGACAAAAUGUAUCGGGAAUUCAAUGCAAUUAAAAAUGACUCGCAAGCGUUCAUUCUUUUUACAAAAGCAAAUCGAGUGUAGCAAUUUAUUUUCAAAUUGUAAGUCACACAUAGUUGAAAAUGUCUGGUCCAGUUCUGAGAAGAGUUCUAUAAGUUAUGCCAUCAACAACUCUUCAAUGGGCGAUACUUAGGGUGAGCGACAUUACAUUUCUCAAAGUGACGCGAGGUUUUUGACCUUGAUUACGUGCAAUGUGGCGAGCGUGGGACUCAUGUACGGGGUACCAUCCAAAUGUUGCUGAUGUUUCGGAAGAGCCACCGAUUGUUUAACAUUCGUUUCGAAAAUUGUUUAGACGGGCAUUCACCUGAUUCGAUGUGUUGCUGUAAAAUAUCAUACAGCUGGUAUUUGUAACAUAUAAAUAAACGAUGAAAAGAAA